Molecule: messenger RNA, 1161 nt
Organism: Scheffersomyces stipitis CBS 6054
Lineage: Eukaryota; Fungi; Ascomycota; Pichiomycetes; Serinales; Debaryomycetaceae
Gene: IFH2
Product: TauD/TfdA dioxygenase family protein
Exons: 1
Coding region: 1-1161 (386 amino acids)
Biological process (GO): sulfur compound catabolic process
Cellular component (GO): cytoplasm
Molecular function (GO): sulfonate dioxygenase activity
Source: RefSeq, a predicted model, not a curated record
AUGGCUAGCCAAGGUACUCGCUUCGGUAAUUACGAUAUCCAUUUCUUUGAGGGACAAGACGAGGUAGACUCCGACGGAGUCUUGGUCAUCAACAAGAGCAACAGAGACAGAUCUAGUCACCCAGACUUCUUGCCUACCUGGGACCCUAAGCAAAAGUACCCACCUUUAAAGUUCUUCAAGCACGAAGACCCAGGUAGAAGAGCUGAUACCUCUUUCCCAAACUUGUUCCCCAAGGAAGGAGACUACUCUAUCAAGAAGGUUACUCCUAAGUUCGGUUCCCUGGUCACUGGUGUUCAAUUGUCUCAGUUAGACUCUGCUGGUAAGGAUGAAUUGGCCCUCUUGGUCGCUCAAAGAGGUGUUGUCAUCUUCAGAGAACAAGACUUUGCCGACAAGGGUCCAGCUUUCGCAGUUGAAUACGGUAAACACUUCGGAAGAUUGCACAUCCACCCAACAUCUGGUGCUCCAAGAAACCACCCAGAGUUGCACAUCACCUACAGAAGACCAGACAAGGGUGAGUUUGAAAGAGUUUUCUCCAACAGAACCAACAACGUUGGAUGGCACUCGGACGUUUCGUACGAAUUGCAACCACCAGGAACCACUUUCUUCUCAGUAAUUGAAGGUCCAGAAUCUGGUGGUGACACCAUUUUUGCUGACACCGUCGAAGCCUACAACAGAUUGUCGCCAGAGUUCCAAAAGAGAUUGGCCGGCUUACAUGUGUUGCACACUUCUAAGGAUCAAGCCUCUAACUCCAGAGGUCAAGGUGGAAUUGAAAGAAGAAAGCCAGUUUCAAACAUCCAUCCAUUGAUCAGAACCCACCCAGUCACCGGUGAAAAGGCUAUCUUCUUGAACAAGCCCUUCGCCAGAAAGAUUGUUGAAUUGAAGGAAGAAGAAUCCGAGUACUUGCUUAAGUUCUUGUUUGACCACAUUGAAUCUUCCCACGAUUUACAAUUAAGAGCCAACUGGGAACCAAACUCGGUUGUUUUGUGGGAUAACAGAAGAACUGUUCAUUCAGCCAUCAUUGAUUGGGACACCCCUGUUCACAGACAUGCCUUCAGAAUCACUCCACAAGCUGAAAGACCAGUCGAAGACUUGAACGACUUGAACAAGGAAGAGUAUGAUGUUGGGGACUUAGAAGAAGCAUUGAAGUCCGUUACUGCUUGA